Messenger RNA from Rhodofomes roseus, 1980 nucleotides. RefSeq names its product HSF-type DNA-binding-domain-containing protein. The coding region runs from base 1 to 1980 and encodes 659 amino acids. Gene Ontology annotation, biological process: regulation of DNA-templated transcription. Gene Ontology annotation, molecular function: sequence-specific DNA binding; DNA-binding transcription factor activity. The transcript is spliced from 7 exons. Lineage: Eukaryota; Fungi; Basidiomycota; Agaricomycetes; Polyporales; Fomitopsidaceae. The record is from RefSeq and is a predicted model, not a curated record.
AUGAACGUCCACACAAAUCCCGGGUCCGACCCCCACCCCGACCGCGCCGCCCUCAGCCUCAACCUCUCCUCCCUCUCCGUCGCGUCCCCGACCAACAUGAGUCCCAUCAACCCCAGUCCACACCCGAGCACGCAGCCCAGCUCCCACGUCUCCCCGAUUACUCCCAUCAGCCCGUCUGCCGCAGCCGGCCUCCACGCGCAUCACGCACACCACCACGGCCUGCAGCCGCCUUUCACAUUCGCGCCCCCCGGUGAUCACGCUGCCGUCCGCUACGACGAGCCGUACGAUUACGCCGGCCGCCGCCUGACCAGCUCGCGCUCGAGCUCGUCAUCCGACAAGAGCGUCCCGCGUAAGCGCAGCUUCCCGACCGUCCCUGCCCUCAGCACGAACAUCGAGGAACCGUACGGCGACCACUCGAUGGACGCGAGCCCAUACGACGAGGUCGACAUGAACUAUGGCGGGCUCGAGGGCAGUCCCGUGGACGGAAGCACCAGCGGAGGCGAGCAGGAUGACCAUAUGAAGUCCUUCGAGACCUCGUCAUCACAGCAGGGCAAUCCGAACUUGCCGCCGAGCACGCAUGGCAGCAUGCCUCAGGUGGGCAUGCUGGGAAAGCCGCUGGGGACAAACAACUUUGUCACAAAGUUGUAUCAGAUGAUCAACGAUCCAAAAAGCGCGCAGUUCAUACAGUGGACGGAGCUCGGUACCAGCUUUGUCGUCUCCAAUGUGGGCGAGUUCAGCCGGACGAUCCUCGGCUCGCACUUCAAGCAUAACAAUUUCUCGAGCUUCGUGCGACAGCUGAACAUGUAUGGAUUCCACAAGAUCAACCGGACGCCCCGCGCGCAGCGCACCUCCGCCGACGUGCAGACGUGGGAGUUCUCGCACCACAAGUUCCUGCGCGGGCGGCCCGAUCUGCUCGAGGAGAUCAAGCGCAAGGCGCUCGAGCCCGACCCUGCGACAAAACACCGCGUGGAGCUCCCCGGAGAGGUGGCGGCGCAGCUUGCGCAGGUGAGGGAGGAGAAUAGACGGCUCAGCUUGAUGUACCACGCGGAGAGGGGACGAGUCGAGAGAUUGGCGGGUGUGACGAAGGCGAUGUACGAGGUCAUCCAGAGGUCAUGGCCUGGCUCGCGUACGUAUUUGAUUUCUUCGAGCAGCAUGCAAAUGCCCUUUCCAAACGAUCUCCUUGAGCCAGACAACCCAAACAUCUACAUCACUUCGCCCAACUCGAUGACCCCACAUGCGUCGGGCGGCAGCGGCUUCCUGCCCUCGCUCUCGAUGUCUGGCCCCGCGCACUCGCACACGCUGCACCACACCCACUCCCUGCACUCCCUCGGCGCGAGCCCGUCGAGCAGCCCGACCACCGCCGACUUCCCGCACCACGUACACAGCGGCGCGCACCACUCGCACCACCACAGCCAGAGCCACACGCCCGCGAGCAGCCUCUCGCGGCAGCACUCGUUCCAGCACCUGCCGUACGAGAGCGCCGCGAUGCACUCGCACCACGGGAGCAGCUCCGGCGGGGCCGCGCACCACGGGUACGCGGGGCGGUACGCGGCGGACGGGGCGCCCGCGCCGCUGAGCACGCCGCUCCCGCCGUCGCCGGGCCCGAUGGACCUCGACGAGCGCGUGGGCGGGGCGAAGCGCCAGCGCACGGCGCCGUCGUCGGGGCUGAGCACGCCGAUCGGCGGCAUCAGCGAGGGCGGGAAGAAGAGCAGGGCGCGCAGCGACAGUGCGCCGCUGGGCUACGGCGCGCUCGGGAGCGGCUGGGGCACGGCGGGGCGGCCGCGGAGCGGCAGUGGGCUCGGGAGCGGCAGCUUGGGCGCGAGUGGGGGUGGUGGGUUUGGGAGCUCGGGGCUGAGGGGCGUGGGGGCGUUGAGGAGGGAGGAGACCGUGCCGAAUAUCGGGAGCGUGAGUCGGGCGGCGGGCUCGGGCGGCGGAGGCUUGCCUGGCCUGGUCCUGCCGGGCGUGCCCGGGAAGAGUUGA